Molecule: messenger RNA, 1161 nt
Organism: Loa loa (African eye worm)
Lineage: Eukaryota; Metazoa; Nematoda; Chromadorea; Rhabditida; Onchocercidae
Product: cuticlin 1
Exons: 6
Coding region: 1-1161 (386 amino acids)
Source: RefSeq, a predicted model, not a curated record
AUGUUUCGUAUUAUCGUUUUCUGUGUUACGCUUAUUGCGCUGUCAUAUUCAAUCCCUGUUGAUAACGGUGUUGAAGGUGAACCGGAAAUUGAAUGUGGUCCAACAUCAAUAACUAUCAAUUUCAAUACACGUAAUGCAUUUGAGGGACACGUCUAUGUAAAAGGUCUUUAUGAUCAAGAAGGUUGUCGUAAUGAUGAGGGUGGACGUCAGGUAGCCGGAAUUUCACUUCCUUUUGAUUCAUGUAAUGUUGCACGUACACGAUCACUCAAUCCACGAGGUAUCUUUGUAACGACCACUGUUGUCAUCUCUUUCCAUCCACUGUUUGUCACAAAAGUUGAUCGUGCAUAUCGAGUACAAUGCUUUUACAUGGAAGCUGACAAAACGGUCAGCACCCAAAUUGAGGUGUCCGAAAUCACAACUGCUUUUCAAACUCAAAUCGUCCCAAUGCCUGUUUGUCGAUACGAGAUCUUGGAUGGUGGUCCAACUGGGCAACCAAUUCAGUUUGCUACCAUUGGUCAACCAGUUUAUCACAAAUGGACCUGCGAUUCUGAAACCGUUGAUACGUUUUGCGCAGUUGUCCACUCUUGCUUUGUGGAUGAUGGCAAUGGUGAUACAGUGGAAAUUCUGAAUGCGGAUGGUUGUGCUUUGGACAAAUACUUAUUGAACAAUUUGGAAUAUCCAACAGACCUUAUGGCUGGCCAAGAAGCGCACGUAUACAAAUAUGCUGAUCGAUCACAACUUUUCUAUCAAUGCCAGAUCAGUAUCACCAUUAAAGAACCAAACAGCGAAUGUGCUCGACCGCAAUGUUCAGAACCGCAAGGAUUCGGAGCUGUUAAAACAGGUGGUGCCGCAGUUAAACCUGCAGCAGCUGCUCAACUCCGUCUGCUCAAGAAAAGGUCUGCGGAACCGGAGAAUGUCGUUGAUGUGCGGACUGAUAUCAGCGCUCUUGAAAUUAGCGAAGAUAAUCAAGCUCUACCAGUUGAUUUGCGUCAUCGUGCACGUUUGCAUCUUGGCGGACAACCAAUGGUACUUGCUGCGCUACAAAACGGAAUUUGCAUGUCACCAUUCGGCUUCUCAAUGUUUAUGGGUUUGAGUAUUGCACUCAUUGCUGCAGUUAUUGUCGUCAUUUCUCUGAAAUUUCGUCCAGUGCAAAAAGUGUGA